Messenger RNA from Artibeus jamaicensis (Jamaican fruit-eating bat), 960 nucleotides. Its product is annotated as olfactory receptor 13C7-like. Gene Ontology annotation, cellular component: membrane. The coding region runs from base 1 to 960 and encodes 319 amino acids. Gene Ontology annotation, biological process: G protein-coupled receptor signaling pathway. The record is from RefSeq and is a predicted model, not a curated record. NCBI's taxonomy places the organism in Eukaryota, Metazoa, Chordata, Mammalia, Chiroptera, Phyllostomidae. Gene Ontology annotation, molecular function: G protein-coupled receptor activity; olfactory receptor activity. The transcript has a single exon.
AUGAACAGGUCCAAUCAGACCACCACCGUGGUGGGGUUCAUUCUGCUGGGCCUCUCCGCCCACCCAAGGCUGGAGAAAACGUUCUUUGUGCUCAUCCUGCUGAUGUACCUGAUGGUCCUGCUGGGCAAUGGGGUCCUGAUCCUGGUGACCCUCCUUGACUCCCGCCUGCACACACCCAUGUACUUCUUCUUGGGGAACCUCUCCUUCCUGGACAUCUGCUACACCACCUCCUCAGUCCCCCUCAUCCUUGACAGCUUCCUGACCCCCAAGAAAACCAUCUCAUUCUCAGCCUGUGCUGUGCAGAUGUUCCUCUCUUUUGCCAUGGGGGCCACAGAGUGUGUGCUCCUGAGCACAAUGGCAUUUGAUCGCUAUGUGGCCAUCUGCAGCCCCCUGAGGUACCCCAUGGUCAUGAGUAAGGCUGCUUACGUGCCCAUGGCUGCCGGCUCCUGGGCAGCUGGUAUCACCAACUCAGUAGUUCAGACAUCCCAGGCCAUGAGGCUGCCCUUCUGUGGGGACAACACCAUCAACCACUUCACCUGUGAGAUUCUGGCUGUCCUGAAGUUGGCCUGUGCUGACAUCUCCAUCAAUGUGAUCAGCAUGGUUGUGGCUAAUGUGAUCUUUCUUGCAAUCCCUGUCCUGUUCAUUUUCAUCUCCUAUGUGUUUAUCAUGGCUGCCAUCCUGAGGAUCCCCUCGGCCGAGGGGAGGAAAAAGGCCUUCUCCACCUGCUCUGCCCACCUCACAGUCGUGGUCGUCUUCUAUGGGACCAUCCUGUUCAUGUAUGGGAAACCCAAGUCCAAGGACCCACUGGGAGCAGACAAACAGGACCUUUCAGACAAACUCAUCUCCCUCUUCUAUGGGGUGGUGACCCCCAUGCUCAACCCCAUCAUCUACAGCCUGAGGAACAAGGACGUGAAGGCUGCUGUGAGGAACCUGAUUCUUCAGAAACAUCUCACUAAGUGA